AUGGAAAAAGUUUAUACUCGUCAACAGUUGAAUUUCUCACAUGAAGUUAAUUUGAAAGAACAUUUCGAAUUAUUUUCUAAUAAAGUUAAUUUUAUAAAUGAUUUUUCUUUAGAAGAAUCCGAGCAAGAUGAAGAAAUUUUUAAUUUAAUGGGAAUUAAAUUGAAACAAGAUACUAAAGAUUUAUUGAAAGAUACAUGCAGUUUCGAACAUUUAGCAGAAUCAACGUUGAAAACUAUACCAAACGACAAAAAGGGCAUGAAAAAACUUCAUGAUUCUUCUUUGAAACAUAUACCAUUAGAAGCCAAGUCAUUAGAAACUAUAAAAAAUUUGGAGGCUAAUGUUAUAACGAAAAACCGAUCGGUUAAGGAAUACACCGACUUUUAUGUUAAUGGUUUGAAAUACCGAUCGCAAGUGGAAAUUGAUGAUACAAAUUUUCGUCAUUUAGAAAAUUUAAAAGAAAAUGAUGAAAUUCUUUUAUUUAUUCGUAUUUAUGCACCAUUUCGCUAUAUUCCUGGUUUUAAGACAUCGUGGAUACCUAGAUUCAGUCAUGAAAUAAUCGUAUCAGGUUCAAAUACAGUACAAGAUUUUUGUAAAAAAAUACUUUGCCCAUCUGAUGAAAAUGUUUCUUAUGAUAUCAGUGAAAAUCCUGACAAUUUACAACCAACGAAGGGCAAAUAUAAAUCCUGUUUAAUUUUCAUCCAUGAUACGUUGUAUCAUAACGCCAAAGAUUCGAAUUAUGUAGAUUAUUCUGAAGUGGUGAUGGAAUUUAGUAAAAAUUUGAAUUACGGUGUUGGACCUUUCAAGAAAGAGUUAAUGGAUAAUGUUUUAUUUAAAGAUCUCAAACUCAAAUUAGGAUAUCCAUAUAUGUAUCAACAUCAAGGGGACUGUGAACAUUUGUUUACAAUUUCUGAUAUAAGAUUGAUACAUUCAAGUGAUUCACUUUGUUCAGAAGAUUAUCCACGCUUUGCUUGUGCUUCAAAUAAAAUUACUCGACGGUGCAUGAUGUGUGGAACCAAAGAGGCUUGUUAUAUCGUACGUAAUUGUGAUAGAAUACCAAGUGAUCCAGCUUAUAUGUGUGAAAUUUGCUUCAAAUCCUAUUUAUAUAUAGACGGUAAAAAAGUUGGAAAUUUCAAAGCAUAUGUAUAUUUUGAAAGUUCUUAUGUAUGUUAGAAUUUAAGAACUAUCAUUUAAAUAUUUAAAUAAGAAUGUGAUAUAUUG
Messenger RNA from Chrysoperla carnea, 1218 nucleotides. RefSeq names its product snRNA-activating protein complex subunit 3 (gene Pbp49). The coding region runs from base 1 to 1170 and encodes 389 amino acids. Gene Ontology annotation, molecular function: bent DNA binding; RNA polymerase II cis-regulatory region sequence-specific DNA binding; core promoter sequence-specific DNA binding. NCBI's taxonomy places the organism in Eukaryota, Metazoa, Arthropoda, Insecta, Neuroptera, Chrysopidae. The transcript is spliced from 4 exons. Gene Ontology annotation, cellular component: snRNA-activating protein complex. The record is from RefSeq and is a predicted model, not a curated record. Gene Ontology annotation, biological process: snRNA transcription by RNA polymerase III; snRNA transcription by RNA polymerase II.